AUUUCCUUGGAACAGCGGAGGGCUUUCUCUACCUUCUGUAACAGCGGCGGCCUCUCCUCUCUUAGAAUUCACUUUACCUGACUUUCUGUUACACAGUGUUUGAAGCCAUGGCUUUGACCCUGCAUUCAUCGGCUACAAACAAGAAUGCAUUCAAAGCACUUAUUGCUGCAGAGUAUACUGGUGUAAAAGUAGAUCUGGUGAAAGACUUCCAGAUCGGUGUAUCAAACAAGACUCCUGAGUUUCUUGAGAUGAAUCCCAUCGGAAAGGUUCCUGUGCUUGAAACGUCUGAUGGUACGGUAUUUGAGAGCAAUGCCAUUGCACGCUACGUUGCUAAGUUGAAGCCUGACAAUCACCUCUUUGGAUCUUCAUUGAUUGAUUAUGCCCAUGUUGAGCAGUGGAAUGACUUUUCGGAAACUGAGAUCGAUGCAAACACAGGUCGAUGGUUGUACCUCCGACUUGGAUUUGGUGUACAUUUGCCACCGGCUGAGGAGAUUGCAGUACAUGCAUUGAAGAGAGCCCUUGAAGCCUUAAGCACCCAUCUUGCAUCUAACACUUACUUAGUUGGGCAUUCUAUCACAUUAGCUGACAUUGUUAUGACCUGCAACCUUAGUGUUGGAUUUAAGCUCAUCAUGACAAAGUCCUUCACUAAGGACUUCCCUCAUGUGGAGAGAUAUUUCUGGACUAUGGUUAACCAGCCAAAUUUUUCCAAAAACUUGGGUGAUAUUAAACAAGCAGAAUUUGUUCCACCUCCGCCAUCAAAGAAGCCCGCUGCACAGGCUAAGGAGUCUGCAAAACCAAUAGAAGAACCGAAGAAAGAAGAAGCAAAACCUAAGGAAGAAGGGGUGGAAGAAGAGGCACCCAAGCCAAAGCCAAAGAACCCUCUUGAUCUUUUGCCUCCAAGCAAAAUGGUUUUGGAUGACUGGAGGAGACUCUACUCUAAUACUAAAAAAAACUUCCGUGAGGUUGCCACUAAAGGUUUUUGGGACAUGUAUGAUCCUGAGGGAUACUCUCUUUGGUUCUGCGAUUACAAAUACAAUGAUGAGAAUACAGUCUCUUUUGUAACUUUGAAUAAAGUAGGCGGUUUCCUUCAGAGGAUGGAUUUAGCACGGAAGUAUGCUUUUGGUAAGAUGUUGGUGAUUGGUUCGCAGCCCCCAUUCAAAGUCAAGGGGUUGUGGCUCUUUCGAGGCAAAGAAGUUCCUAAGUUUCUAAUGGAUGAAGUGUACGACAUGGAACUGUAUGAGUGGAAGGAGGUUGACAUCGAUGAUGAAGCUCAGAAAGAGCGGGUCAACCAGAUGAUUGAAGAUCAGGAGCCUUUUGAAGGAGAGGCUCUUCUGGAUGCAAAGUGCUUCAAGUGAGUAUUGACCCG
Molecule: messenger RNA, 1366 nt
Organism: Cuscuta europaea
Lineage: Eukaryota; Viridiplantae; Streptophyta; Magnoliopsida; Solanales; Convolvulaceae
Source: the annotation of a GenBank genome assembly